UCAAGCAUCAGGGCGCUAAAGAAAUUAAGAUGCGUGACUUCACUCGAAAAAUUUCAUCAAAUGGGGUCUUUAUUUUUCCUUCAUGAUCAAGGACAUACAGCAGAGAGCUCUAGAAGUCUUCUUACAAGCAUUUUGAACAAAGACUUUGAGUUUGACCAUAUUCGAGUAAUUUAUCCGCAAUAUUUAUCAGCAAUAUUACUUUCCAGGUCGCUCAUGGCGGACUUGAACAAGGGCUUUGGUACGAGCGGAACACGUUAAGCCCCACUGCUAUGGAGAGGAUGGACUCGAUUGAUCACUUCUGCAGUUUGAUUUGCCAUUUGAUUGAUCAGGAAAAAUCUCGCGGAAUUCCACUGGAUAGGAUCGUCAUUGGUGGAUUUGGUAUGGGAGGAAUCUCGCCAUGCAUGUAGGGUUCAGGUAUGCGUGUAAGAGGGUCAUGACUUACAGAUAUAAUAUUCGAACUCAAUUUUAGUGGCUUAAACUUUAAACGGUCGAUAAUAUUAAUCUAACACCCCAAAAAGACAUAAAGUGGACUGAUCAUGACAUUCUUAUGGCAUAAUUAACUUGCAAUCGUAGUUUAAGCGAAGAUAAAAUGAGCGUAACGUGGGUAACAUUUACAUGGCGUGUGUGUGUGUGUGUGCAAGUGGGACAUGUUGUGAAAUGACAGAACCAUCACUGAAGAAAGCUGGUUUUAUUUUUUCGUCAUGUCACGAGCAUUGAAAAAGAUAAAAAUUACGGGUUCCCAUAAAGGAAGUGAACCUCCGAUCUUCUGCUCCCGCUCUCCUAUGGUCUACCACUAGGCCACAGAGCCUCAUCUACGACAGAGUUCAUAUGUAACCACAGGCAGCUCAAGCUUCAGUUGUGAUAUGAUCAUUUUGCAGAAUAGCAUUCAUGGAAAAAUUAUGAGAGUCUGUAUGAGAAUAUUUGUGACCGCUCUAAGGAAUAAAAAAAUAAAUCAAAUUCUCAAUAAAAAUACCUCACCUUAUUUCCACAGUGCAUUGCUUAUUAUCUGACUGUUUACUACAUUGAAGGAAACCAAUUUUAGCAAGUUAUCCAUUUCUAGGUUUAUGGCUACAUAUGAGAAGCCAGAAGGGUUAUUCUUAUAUAUGUAAUAAACCUAGAAAUAGAUAACUCGCUAAAAUGGGCUCUUUUAAACAUAGUAGGUGGUCAGAUAACAAGCAAUGCACUGUGGAAGUAAGGUGAGGUAUUUUUAUUGAUAGUUUGACUUACCAGUUUAUUUUUUAAUCCUAAGAGUGAAUGUAAAUAUUCCUUUACAAACUCUUUUAAGGUGGUCUUCCACUCACAUUUUAAAAAUUUUCAAUAUUAGCUGGGUCCAAUUCAUUAUGGUACCACUGGAAAUAUCAUCCACAAUUGUUGUGAAUUGUGCUAGUGAUUGACAUUUUGUAACCAUGGCAACAAGUUUUAAGGCCCCCCGACGGUGUAAAAAGCUACCCAUCUGCUAAAAAGAAUGUCUAAAGAAUCAGAGGUCCCAUUGUCCUAUAAAUGGUAACAAAAUGAACUACAAUGAUUGCUCUAUACUGUAAACCUCAAAAAGUAAACUAUCAAAGUAUUUUUCAGAACAAUAACAAUUUAUUUCUGAGAAGAACAAUAUUUUAGCCCCAAUCAUUCCCAACAAAUUGAAAUGAGAUUCAUGCACUUUCAUAUAACUGUUUUUUUUUGUUCAUAACACGGCAUAAAUACAAGAGAGAAUUCACUGAAAAUUUCAGUUCAAUCGCACUAAAAGAAGCAAAGAUAUCCUUUUUGCUGUUUUGGCUAUUAAGGCAAAAUUACAGAAUUGAGAAAACUGAGAUUAAAGUUUUGAGUUGUAACAGAGAGUAGCCAUUGUCAUGGAAAACAAUGUUUUGUGCUAAUUUCCACUUGACACGUUAAAAUCCACCAGCUACAUAAAUAUCACCCUCCUUUUCUUGUUGUUUGUCAGUUUUUUUUCUUUCUUUUGUCACGGAGCAAUCUCCACUGAGACUUGUUGACUCCUUGCUCUUUGUAGUUGGCCUUUAGAACUUGGACUGAAUCAGCUUGCUGAGCCUCAUCUUUACAGUAGUGACCAGGAGAAAUUCCAAUUUCCUCAAGAAUCUUCACAGAAGCCUGACAUCCAAUAUUAAAGUGGACUACUGCAUCAUAAAUGCCCAACUGCAAGGUCUCAGGGCCAACAAAGACACUCUUCAGUACUCUCUCCCAGAACAUAGCAUCGAGGGCCUCAAUCUAAUUUUGUGUCUUUCCAUCAAGACAUCUGCUCAGAAGACUGACUUCACCCAGUCUAGCAAAAAUUGGUUUCAGUUCAGCAAUGACAUCUAAGGGUAAACCAGCCUCAUGCUUAUAGUAGUUUGUUUGAUUAGCUUGAUCCCUCAUGUACCUACACCAACUAGUAGCACCCUCUGGGAAAUGCUGCAAAUGCAACUUUCUGUCAGCUGAGGAUGCACAAUGAAAGAAACUUGCAUGAAUAGCUGAUUUCAUAGCUGGAAAAUUACCAGGACUCUUAUUUUGCAAGAUGAUCAUCUCACAGCUGGAGCUUGGGCCACCUGUGAUGUGACACAUGUUCUGCAUACCACUAGAACUAUUACUUAAGCUGAAUAUUGCCUGACAGAGAAAUUGCAUGGGACAAAGAAAUUGCACUUGACAUUGUAAGACUUGUCCUUUUUUCUUUUGUCCAUCAGGUAUCUCACAAACAUUGCUGGUGUUUUUGCUCAUUCUUCCAUCUUAUCAACACGAUCAACUGUGUUUGAGACAAUAAGAAAAGAGAGAGAACUUAAUGAGGACCAGAAGUUCCCUGCUUUGUUUAUGUGGAAUGGAAGAAAGGAUAAAAACUGGCUGAGAUGGGCUGCACACACUGCAGAGUGUUUCAUGGACUUGAAGAUACAAACUGAUUUCCAAGUGAAUUAUGCAAUGCAAGGACAUGAAAUUAUAUCAGAUGAAAUAUUUUACUUAAGGAGAUGGGUGGAACAAAUGAUUCCUAAUCUUGACAGAAAUGCCAAUUAUCACUAAAGUAGAUAAACAAGUGCAUUUCAAUUUUGUUUGGGUUACUGUUCAGUCUCUCAAGUUUAUCUGAUUUGAUUUGGUAGUCGUGAUAAACAGGGAAAAGAGACACAGUAUACAAGGGUGGAGUCCUGUCUUUUUUUUUGUUUUGUUUUGACAUCUGUCUGACAGAUUAGUGUCAAAAGCAGCU
This is a messenger RNA of Pocillopora meandrina, 3178 nucleotides long. NCBI's taxonomy places the organism in Eukaryota, Metazoa, Cnidaria, Anthozoa, Scleractinia, Pocilloporidae. The record is from the annotation of a GenBank genome assembly.